This is a messenger RNA of Synchiropus splendidus (mandarinfish), 7012 nucleotides long. RefSeq names its product chromodomain helicase DNA binding protein 4b (gene chd4b). The transcript is spliced from 39 exons. Gene Ontology annotation, cellular component: nucleus; NuRD complex; chromatin. Lineage: Eukaryota; Metazoa; Chordata; Actinopteri; Syngnathiformes; Callionymidae. The coding region runs from base 393 to 6326 and encodes 1977 amino acids. Gene Ontology annotation, molecular function: DNA binding; ATP binding; ATP-dependent chromatin remodeler activity. The record is from RefSeq and is a predicted model, not a curated record. Gene Ontology annotation, biological process: chromatin remodeling; negative regulation of transcription by RNA polymerase II.
GUCUGCCCCCUUUGUGUGUUGGCGAGCGUGUUAGCUAAGCUCUGCCUGUGAGGCUGGGGUAGAGACCAGGGGACGGCGGAUUUCGGGUCAUUACGACUCGGUUCCGACCAGAAUCUCCGCGAUCGUUCAUUUAACAGGAUUCAAUUGAGUGACCCCGGAUGCCAUAAAAGAGCGCGGCAGUGCGAGAGAGAGAGAGAGAGGGAAGGAGAGAGCACCUUGACCCGGGACUACCACUCCACCCACCCUCGCCCCCCCCCCCCCCCCUUCCUGGACACCCUCGUCCACUCUCCAGCAGAGUCCCACGUCAUUUUCCCUCCUCCCUCGCCGACCGAGGAGCAAGGUUUAGGUGGCUUAAUCCGACCUGCGGGCAAUUCUAGGGAAACCUCGUCAAAAUGUCAGCCAGCGAGGAUGAGAGGGACGACUUCCAGGAUGAGCACGCGCUACUCCCCGAGGACAACGAGCAGGAGGAUGCUCUGUCUGACGUAGAAGAUGCGCCCAAGUCCAAGAAGAAGAAGAAAGCUAAGAAGAGCAGCAGAGAGAGCCGAAGCAGCAAGAGACAGAGACCCAUCAGAGAGGAGCUACCACUGAGCUCACCAGAGAACCUGAUUGGCUUGGAGUCCGCUGAGCGGGACGGCGACGAAGGACCGCCGCAUUCAGAGAGUGAAGGCAGCGAUUAUGCACCGGGAAAGAAAAAGAAGAAACGCUCUGGCUCGACCAAAGAGAAAAAGAAAGGAAGUGCGACUUCAGAAAAAAGCUCCAAGAGCAAGCGUAAAGAUCAGGAACCAGACGACGACGACGACGAUGAGGACGACUGCCAGCCGAAAAGUUCCAGUCAGCUGUUGGAGGCCUGGGGCAUGAAGGACAUCGACCAUGUUUUCACGCAGGAGGACUACAGCUCCCUCACCAACUACAAGUCCUUCAGCCAGUUUGUCAGGCCACUAAUUGCCGCCAAAAACCCCAAAAUUGCGGUGUCGAAGAUGAUGACUUUGAUGAUGGCCAAGUGGCGAGAGUUCAGCACAAAUAAUCCCCUCAAGGGAAGCGCCAGCGCCACCGCCGCCCUGGCAGCUGCCAACGUGGCAGCAGCUGUGGAGAACAUGGUGGUGGCAGGGACAGAAGGAGAAGCUGAUGCCAGCGCUGCCACUUCUUCUGCCCCUGCCCCGGCCGCUGCCACCCCUCCAGCUGCCCCUGCUCCACCGCUGCGCAAGGCCAAGACCAAAGAAGGAAAAGGCCCAAACGCCCGCAGAAGGUCAAAGCCACUCCCCAAACCUCAACCGAAACCCAAAACCAAGAAGGUGGCUCCUCUCAAGAUCAAACUCGGCGGCCUGAACAGCAAGAGGAAGCGCUCCUCUAGUGACGAAGACGAGCCGGACGCAGACAGCGACUUCGACGAUGGAAGUUUCGGCGUCUCCGAAGGCUCCAACCGCAGCAGCCGCAGCAAAAAGAAGUCCAAGAGUGCGAAGAAGAAGAAGAAAGUGGAGACAGAGGAUGGGGAUGGGUAUGAAACCGACCACCAGGACUACUGUGAGGUGUGCCAGCAGGGCGGGGAGAUCAUUCUGUGCGACACCUGCCCUCGAGCCUAUCACAUGGUCUGUUUGGACCCCGACAUGGAGAAGGCCCCGGAGGGCAAGUGGAGCUGCCCUCACUGUGAGAAGGAGGGCAUCCAGUGGGAGGCCAGAGACGAUCUGUCCGAGGCAGACGUGGAGGACGAUGACGACAGGAGGGGCGAGGGCGUGGAGGAGGAGGACGACCAUCACAUCGAGUACUGUCGAGUCUGUAAAGACGGCGGGGAGCUGCUGUGCUGUGACACCUGCCCCUCCUCCUACCACAUUCACUGCCUCAACCCUCCUCUGCCCGAAAUCCCCAACGGAGAGUGGAUCUGCCCCCGAUGCAAGUGUCCACCUAUGAAGGGUAAAGUCCAGAAGGUCAUUACCUGGCGUUGGGGGGAGCCUCCUCCUCCCACGCCUGUCCCCCGACCUGACGACCUGCCAGCUGACGCGCCAGAUCCUCCGCCGCUGGUCGGCCGCAGGGAGAGGGAGUUCUUUGUCAAGUGGUGCAACAUGUCCUACUGGCACUGCUCCUGGGUGCUGGAGCUUCAGCUGGAGCUCAACUGCCAGGUGAUGUUCCGGAACUACCAGAGAAAGACGGACAUGGACGAGCCCCCACCUGUGGAUUUUGGAGGUGAAGGUGAUGACGACAAGAGCACCAAGAGGAAGAAUAAGGACCCUCUCUUCGUUCACAUGGAAGCUGAGUUUUACCGAUUUGGAGUGAAGAUGGAGUGGCUGAUGAUCCAUCGAGUCCUCAACCACAGUGUUGACAAGAAGAACAAUGUCCAUUACCUGAUCAAGUGGCGAGACCUGCCCUACGACCAGUCCACGUGGGAGAGCGAAGACAUGGACAUACCUGAGUUUGACACCUACAAGCAGACCUACUGGAACCACAGAGAGCUGAUGCUCGGAGACGAGGGCCGCCCUGGUAAGAAGCUAAAGAAGACCGUCAAAGUGAAGAAGGCCGAGCGGCCGCCUGCUAACCCUGUUGUAGAUCCAACCAUCAAGUUCGAUCGUCAACCAGAGUACCUGGACAGCACCGGAGGAACCCUGCAUCCCUACCAGCUGGAGGGUCUGAACUGGCUGCGCUUCUCUUGGGCUCAAGCCACAGACACCAUCCUCGCGGAUGAGAUGGGUCUGGGCAAGACUGUCCAGACGGCCGUCUUCCUCUACUCACUGUACAAAGAGGGUCACUCCAAAGGCCCCUUCCUGGUGAGCGCCCCCUUGUCCACCAUCAUCAACUGGGAGAGAGAGUUUGAGAUGUGGGCGCCCGACAUGUACGUGGUGACGUACGUAGGCGACAAAGAUAGCCGCGCCGUCAUCAGGGAGAACGAGUUCUCCUUCGAAGGAAACGCCAUCCGAGGAGGAAAGAAGGCCUCAAAGAUGAAGAAAGACUCCACGGUCAAAUUCCACGUCCUGCUGACCUCAUACGAGUUGAUCACCAUCGACCAGGCCAUACUGGGGUCCAUCGAAUGGGCCUGUCUGGUGGUGGACGAAGCUCACAGGCUCAAGAACAAUCAGUCGAAGUUCUUCAGAGUGUUGAACAACUAUCCUCUCCAACACAAGCUUCUGCUCACUGGGACUCCUCUUCAGAACAACCUGGAGGAACUUUUCCACUUGCUCAACUUCCUGACGCCCGAAAGAUUCAAUAACCUGGAAGGCUUCCUGGAGGAGUUCGCAGACAUCGCCAAAGAGGACCAGAUCAAGAAGCUCCACGACAUGCUGGGUCCUCACAUGCUACGGAGGCUGAAGGCCGACGUCUUCAAACACAUGCCGUCCAAGACCGAGCUCAUCGUGCGGGUGGAGCUCAGUCCCAUGCAGAAAAAAUACUACAAGUUCAUUCUGACACGUAACUUCGAGGCCCUAAACACUCGGGGUGGAGGAAACCAAGUGUCUCUGCUCAACGUAGUGAUGGAUCUCAAAAAGUGCUGCAACCACCCCUACCUCUUUCCAGGAGCUGCCAUGGAGGCCCCUAAGCUGCCCAACGGCAUGUACGAGGGCGCAGCUCUGACCAAAUCCUCAGGGAAACUGAUGCUUCUCCAGAAGAUGAUGAAGAAGCUGAAAGAAGGGGGACACAGAGUUCUCGUCUUCUCUCAGAUGACCAAGAUGCUCGACCUCCUGGAGGACUUCCUUGAAAACGAAGGAUACAAAUACGAGAGAAUUGACGGAGGAGUGACUGGAAACUUGAGACAGGAGGCUAUCGAUCGCUUCAAUGCUCCUGGAGCUCCGCAGUUUGCUUUCCUCCUCUCGACUAGAGCUGGUGGAUUAGGAAUCAACCUGGCUUCUGCUGACACUGUGAUCAUCUACGACUCAGACUGGAACCCUCACAAUGACAUCCAGGCUUUCAGUCGAGCUCACCGUAUCGGCCAGAACAGGAAGGUGAUGAUCUAUCGGUUUGUGACGAAAGCCUCAGUGGAGGAGAGGAUCACGCAGGUGGCCAAGAAGAAGAUGAUGCUCACUCACCUGGUGGUGCGACCCGGUCUGGGCUCCAAAACAGGCUCGAUGUCCAAGCAGGAGCUCGACGACAUCCUUAAAUUUGGAACAGAAGAGCUUUUUAAAGACGAAGCCGGAGAAGGUUGGUGGAACUCUGUCUUGGAAGCAGUCACUUUUACUCAUCGUAUUUGGUCCACAGGGGACAACAAGGAGGACGACAGCAGCGUGAUCCACUACGACGAUCACGCUAUUGACCGGCUGCUGGACCGGAACCAGGACGCCACCGAGGACACCGAACUGCAGAGCAUGAACGAAUACCUGAGCUCCUUUAAGGUGGCCCAGUAUGUGGUCAAGGAUGAGGACGAUGAGGAGGAGGAGGUUGAGAGGGAAGUGAUCAAGCAGGAGGAAAGCGUGGAUCCGGACUACUGGGAAAAACUACUUAGGCAUCACUACGAGCAGCAGCAGGAAGAUCUCGCCCGCAAUUUGGGCAAAGGCAAAAGAACGCGUAAGCCGGUCAACUACAACGACGGUUCGCAGGAGGACCGAGGUAUAAGACAGGACUGGCAGGAGGAUCAGUCGGACAACCAAUCGGAUUACUCGGUGGCCUCGGAGGAGGGAGAUGAAGACUUUGAUGAACGGUCCGAAGCGAACGCCCGGCGACCAAACCGCAAAGGUCUGCGGAACGACCGCGACAAGCCGCUGCCGCCAUUGUUGGCCAGGGUGGGCGGCAACAUCGAGGUUUUGGGCUUCAAUGCCCGGCAAAGGAAGGCUUUCCUGAACGCUGUGAUGCGCUAUGGGAUGCCGCCUCAAGACGCUUUCACCAACCAGUGGCUGGUCCGGGACCUGCGGGGGAAGUCGGAGAAGGAAUUCAAGGCCUACGUGUCCUUGUUCAUGCGGCACCUCUGUGAGCCCGGAGCAGAUGGAGCUGAGACCUUCGCGGAUGGCGUCCCUCGGGAGGGUCUGUCCCGUCAGCAUGUGCUCACACGCAUAGGUGUGAUGUCACUCAUCAGGAAGAAGGUCCAAGAGUUCGAGCAUGUCAACGGCCAGUGGUCGAUGCCUUGGAUGGCAGAACUGGAGGAGAACAAAAGAGCCGCUGCUCUGGCUGCGGGGGAAGAUCCCAAGACUCCUUCUUCUGGGACGCCUGCUGACACGCAACCCAACACGCCUAUCCCAGAGGACCUAUCGAAAUCAGACGAGAAAGACGAGGUUAAGAAGGAUGGAGAGAACGGCAAAAUGGCCAAGAAGGCUGACGAUUCUGAGGUUAUUGAAAUCCCAGAUGAGUCGGAAAAGUCUCCUCUGCAGGAGAAGAAGGAAGGAGAUCUGGCGCCCGCACUGAAGGAUGAGAAGGACGGUGCAGAAGAAGUGAUUGAGAAGGAGGAUGCGAACAAGGAGAAGGAAGAGCUGGACAAGACUGAUACAACAGAGAAGGACUCGACCUCUGAGGUGACAGGUGAAGGAGCCGAGGGGAAGACUGAUGCAGAGAAGUCCAAAGCAGAGGACGCGAAGGAAGAGAAGAUGGACACAAGUUCUCCAGCCGAGAAAGACCCAAAAGACGAGAAAGAUGGAGUCAAGCCUGACGAGCCCGGGAAACUGCAGAACGGUGAAAACGGCAAAGACGGCGCGUCCACUGUGUCGGCCAUCAACAUCAGCGAGGAGAAGAAGAAGGCAACAAAGCAGAGGUUCAUGUUCAACAUCGCCGACGGAGGAUUCACAGAGCUUCACUCUCUCUGGCAAAAUGAAGAAAGAGCAGCCACCGUCACCAAGAAGACGUUUGAGAUCUGGCACCGUCGUCAUGACUAUUGGCUGCUGGCUGGAAUCAUUCAUCACGGCUACGCUCGGUGGCAGGAUGUGCAGAACGACGUGCGGUUCGCCAUCCUCAACGAGCCCUUCAAAGGAGAGAUGAGCCGAGGAAACUUCCUGGAGAUCAAGAACAAGUUCCUGGCUCGUCGAUUCAAGUUACUGGAGCAGGCUCUGGUCAUCGAGGAGCAGCUGCGGCGAGCGGCGUACCUCAACAUGACGGAGGACCCGGCGCACCCAUCCAUGGCUCUGAACACUCGCUUCAGUGAGGUGGAGUGUCUGGCCGAGUCCCACCAGCACCUCAGCAAGGAGUCCAUGUCAGGGAAUAAACCUGCCAACGCAGUCCUGCACAAAGUUCUCAAACAGCUGGAGGAACUUCUGAGCGACAUGAAGGCCGACGUCACCCGUCUCCCGGCCACCAUCGCCAGGAUCCCGCCCGUCGCCGUGCGACUACAGAUGUCAGAGAGGAACAUUCUCAGCCGACUGGCCAGCCGGGGGCCCGACGUCACGUCUCAGAACCAGAGCUCGCAGCAGAUGCAGGUGCCGCGCUGACCGCACGCACACUCACUGACCACUGGUGUAGCAAGCCACCUCCCACUUUACACUCUGUACAUCCCGGUCGGGCUGUGAACCCACGAACCUUGUCCGGACUCGGUAGAGCAGCAGCUUUGACUCGAGAGGCGGCAGACGUAGGAGCCCAGCGAUGACUAGAACCCACUUCUCCUUGAACUCCUCCAACAUGGUCCACGUGAGCGAACUGCAGGCAGCUUCACUGAUCCGUCCAGUUCCGUCGUCGCGGCAGUGUUUAUUGUGUAGAAGGAUGAAGACCAGUCGUCCCACUUGUUCUAGUCUUUUAUGUUUGUUCAGGAUUUCAGGUUUUAUCGUGCUAACUUGACACCUAGAUGACUUCAUGUCCUGCUCAUCCUUUUUAGAAGUGUGAGAGCGUCUCUUGUACAAAUGGGCACAUGGUUUGGGAAAAGACCCCAAAACUGAGAGACUGUACAUUUUACCUUGUCCCGGAUCGUCUCGGCUCCAAACACAAACCUGGAUCAUCAGGACUGGGAACACUCCCAACAAGGACUUCAACAUUCCUGAUUCCCUCGUUUGCCAAAAAAGGACGGAGCCACGAAAUCAUGGAGUUUUACAGAAAGAUCUUAAAUUAAUUUAAUUUUCUUACCAUCUGUUGACUGUUGUUACCACCUUUUGUUUUUAUCAACUGUAAUAAAAGGUUGACUGUU